Molecule: messenger RNA, 1543 nt
Organism: Acanthoscelides obtectus
Lineage: Eukaryota; Metazoa; Arthropoda; Insecta; Coleoptera; Chrysomelidae
Source: the annotation of a GenBank genome assembly
UGUGAAGCCUGCUUUACAUUGGUAUAAUUAGUAGUAGAGUUCACUAGCAUACUUUUUUCCUGAAAUACUCUACUAUGCUCAUUUUGGUAGAGUAACUGUAUUUACUUUUGCUAGUAAUUUGAAAAGAUAGUUCGAUUUAACAUGUGUAAUAAUGAAGCAGGUUAGGCAAAAAUAUCGAGCCGUUUUAAAAAAAUGUUUAGUGCAAGCUGCAGAUAUUUUAUUAAAUGAAAUUGAGGAAGUUAUAGAGGAAGAAACUAGUAAACAAAAAAUAAUUUGGGUAAGGGAUUGGAUUAAAAGACGUGAUAAAUUGGGAGCAUCUGCCAAUCUUUUAAGAGAACUGGCUUUGGAAGACCCAGAAGAAUAUAGAAUGUGCUUGAGAAUGACACCUGAUAGUUUUGAAACACUGCUGAAUUUAAUUAAGCCGCAUAUUCAGAAAAUGGACACAUUCAUGAGGGAUGCAAUACCAGCACGUGUUAAAUUAGAAAUUACCUUAAAUUUUCUGGUCACAGGCAAUAGUUAUCGUAGUUUACAACACCUCUUUCGAGUCUCAAAACCAGCAAUAAGUAAUUUUAUUCCUGCAGUAUGUGAAGCAAUGAACGAAGCCUUACACGAAUACUUUAAGAUGCCAACAACAGAAGAAGAGUGGAAAAUAAUUGCAAAUGGAUUCGAAGAGCAUUGGAAUUUUCCCGGUUGUUGUGGUGCCUUAGACGGGAAACACAUUUUGAUAUUAUGUCCUGGCAACUCUGGAAGCCAGUUUUUUAAUUACAAAGGGUCCUAUAGUGUCGUGCUAAUGGCUCUAGUAGACCACAACUACUGUUUUACUUAUGUGUGUAUUGGCAGCCAGGGAUCUCAAUCUGAUGGUGGAAUCUUCCAGAAAUGUGCACUUGGAAAUUUGUUGCAAAAUGGAUGGUUGCCUGCAGGAUAUUGCAUUGUUGGCGACGAUGCCUUUCCCUUACGACAUUAUUUGAUGAAACCGUAUAAUAAUUACCGAAGACCGCUUAGUAUACCAGAGAAAAUUUUUAAUUAUCGUUUAAGCAGAGCUAGAAGAAUAGUGGAAAACAGCUUUGGAAUUUUGGUGAGCAGAUUCCGAAUUUUCGAUAAAAAAAUUAAUUGCAAAUUAGAAACAGUCAAUAAGAUAGUGCUGGCUGCAUGCGCUCUUCACAACUUUUUACGAAAGACCUCACCUGCUACAAAUUUACCUCGUGGCUCCGUAGAUGAAGAAGAUAUCAUCACCGGCUCCAUAAACGCUGGUCAAUGGAGAGCCGAAAUUACAGAGCUACGUAGGAUGGAAAGAUAUCAUGAGAGACGGGCAACAAACUUGGCAAAUCAAAUUCGAGAUAAUUUAAAAAAUUAUUUCACUAACGAAGGUGCUGUUUCCUGGCAGUACAAGAAUAUUUACUAAAUGAAUAAGUAUGAUAUUUUUACAAUUCGGAAUAUAAUAUGAGAUUUGUUUUUACCAUAGAUUACGUAAUUAGAAACAGUUAUCAACAUUAUAGUCCACACAACAUAACUUUUUUAUAAACAAAUAAAAAUGUUUACUUAC